AUGGGUAUGGCGAUCACCUUGAGUCGGGUUGUCUUCUAAUUCAGCUUCUCUGCAUCUAUUUGGCCAAUUCAACAAAAGGAAAAAGAAUUAUGUUUUUCGCGGCCCGUGAAAACGAAAUGCCACGCAGUCCGAGAACGGAUUUUAGGUCCAAUUUUCGUGGGAUUUCUGUUCAUUCGAUCCGAAUUAAAGGCAACCGAGGGCCGAAUUCUUGGUUGGACAAUUACGUAAGCUUUAUUCUUGGUAUGUUGUUGUUUUAGUUGAAUAACAAGGAUUUCCUCGGUCUUAUCAAAAGAGUCUGCCGUCUUUUGGACAGUCGAACCUUUUGAAAAGCUGUUGAGGCCGAUUGCAAGGCCGAAUUUCAAUGUUUGGACGUAGUUUAUGUAAGACUUGCUCUUUUUUAUUAUUUUUUUAGUAAUAACGACAAGGAUCAGGAUGUUAUGGUUUUAUCAGUAAGAUAUGGUCCGAGCGGGAUGCGUCAAAUUGGAGAUGUGUCUUGGUCAAACUUGAAAAGAAUGGAGUGCGGGAAGAUCGAUGCAUCGACGAGUCGUUUGGAAAAGUCGUUGAAGGCAGAAUUGUCUAUUGCACCCGGCGCAGAAGGCCAUAUGUUGGAGACCACAUGA
Messenger RNA from Bursaphelenchus xylophilus (pine wood nematode), 620 nucleotides. The record is from the annotation of a GenBank genome assembly. Lineage: Eukaryota; Metazoa; Nematoda; Chromadorea; Rhabditida; Aphelenchoididae.